AUGGUUUUGGUUUAAAUAAUUAUUUUUAUGGAAAUUACAAUUCAUUUUGUUGUGACAACUGGUUGCAAAGUAUCUCUUUCGCUUUAAAACACUUUAAUGAUUUCAACUAGAUUGGAACUACUGAAGAAUUCUUUGGAAAAUAAUUCUUUUAUGCAUUUUCCCUUCUUGGAGGUGAUCCAUAUAAUUACUUUAACGUACAAAUCGAAGAACAGAAGAUUUUUAUCUAAAUUUGUUUUUGUUAAAUGGGCUAUUAUUGAUAAUGCUGACAUAGGCACAAUUGAAGCUCAAAGUCCUCAAUCAAAUUUUGAAUAAAUUACUAAUCUCCAAUCAUUUAACCCUGGAAUCUAUUUGUGA
This is a messenger RNA of Paramecium pentaurelia, 354 nucleotides long. The record is from the annotation of a GenBank genome assembly. NCBI's taxonomy places the organism in Eukaryota, Ciliophora, Oligohymenophorea, Peniculida, Parameciidae.